AUGUCAGCAAUGGAGUCUUGUGUACCUGCACCACCCGUCACCGCGAAAUCCGACCUGGCGGAGAUCCAUGGAGGUCCCGCCACUGGAUUUGGACAGCUGCUCUGGCACAUGUUCCUUGCCACCGCUACAAAGUAUCCCGGGAGGGAUGCUAUUGUAGCCAUCAAUGAAGAGGCAGGCCUCCCUGAAACUAGUUCCGAAGCCCCAGUCCAGCGCUGGAGCUACCGAGAGCUCCUGUCCAAAGUCGAUGCCGUUGCCCACCGGCUUGGCCAUCUCAGCUGCGGCGGCAAUGGCAACACGCUGGUUGUCAUUACCAGAAAUAUUGCAGAAUGGGGCUUGUUCUUCUGGGUUGCUGCAAAACUCGGCAUGACAUUCAUUCCAUUGGAUCCCGGCGCCAAAGGCGACCUCUCCUUCCUGCUGUCCGCCUCCUCCCCCCAGCUGCUUUUCGUCGAAGACGAAGCGAUGGCUCAAGCAGUGGAGGACUGGGUCGUCCAAACCAAGAGCUCGGUUCAGGCCCAGAUAAUUCUCUCUGAUACUGCCAGAGCUGGCUGGCUAUCCCUCGUGCAGAUUGAGGCCGAAACGCACCGGCUAUGCCUGAAGAAGUGCCAGUUUGACGACCUACGAGCGAACAACACAGACAGCAACGCCCUCAUUAUAUUCACGAGCGGCACGACCGGAACGCCCAAGGCUUGCCUCCAUACCCACGACAAUCUGGUAUCCCAGACGCACGAUUACGACCCUAACCCGGAUCCUGAAUUCGUGGAUCGUUGGCUGAUUCACACUCCGGUGCAUCACAUCUUCGCCAUUAACAAUGCGCUGCGUGCCUGGCGCUUGGGCGGCGCCGUCAUCCUCCCGUCGCCGACCUUUAGCGUCCGGGCCAGCCUCGGCGCAGUCGUCCGCGAGCGGUGCACAAUCAUGUCUGCCACGCCGACCCUGAUCCGCGCCAUGCUGGCCGAGAGCAGCUGCCCCGACGUCAGCGAGUUCAACCUCUCCAUCAUAUCACUCGCGAGCACGGUGAUUUCCCCAGAGGACAUCCGGCUCUGCAAGCAAUCACUCGGCUGCCGCCACGCCAUCCAGGCAUACGGCAUGAGCGAGACCGGCCCGGUCGUCAGCUGGUCCAGGCAGGAGCCUCUCUUGGUAGACGGCUUCCACCCCGGCGUGGGCAAGGUCCUUCCUGGCGCAUCGAUUCGCGUCUGUCAACCCGGGACACGCGACAUUUUGUGUAUCGGCGACGUAGGAGAGCUUCACGUUUCAGGCUCCUCUGUCAUUGAUAGUUAUCUGGAUCCGGGAUCCAAUGGCAGCUUCUACGUGGAAGGCGAGCGUCGUUGGCUCGUCACGGGUGACCAAGCGCGGAUUGACGAGGACGGCGUCGUAUACAUCCUCGGCCGCUACAAGGACUUGAUCAUUCGCGGUGGGGAGAAGAUUGAUCCCGCUACAAUCGAGAGCGCAAUUUCGGCCUUGCCCAAAAUUGAAGUACAAGUCGUUGGUCAGGCAGACAAGAUUGCAGGUGAAGUCCCUGUGGCCAUAGUGAAACGAACCAAGGAUACCUCAAACAGUUCAAUUUUUGAAAAGGCGCGCAGUCUUGGCACCAAGUACACGCUUGGUGCCAUCUACGACCUCUCGCAGCUUGGCUAUGAGGAGAUGCCUGUCACGUCCCUCAAGAAACCCCGGAGACAACUUCUCAAGGCUGCUCUCACCAAGUUCAUUGAGGAGAGGGAGAAUCAGAAGGCGCGACAAGAACAGGACCAAGAUGUCACUCCCGAGCAAUCCGUCGUGGCAGAGAAACUUGCUGCUUUGCUGGAAGAGCUCUGUGGUGUGCGACCACAGCCGCGACAGAGCGUGGAUACAUUCACCGACAGCAUAUUGCUGCUGCAAUACUGCGAUCGAGUAUUUCGCUUCCUUCACGUUCCGUUGUAUCUGCAAGACUUGACUGAGAACAAGGACAUUCUCUCUCAGGCCGCACUAGUCCUUCAGAGGCGUUCUGGCAAACCUUUGAUACAUGCCAAGCCCCCUAUGGCUUCCUAUGGUGGCCAAAAUGUCCCUCGAGAGAGGCUUUCUCUCAAGGUUGACUGUCGUGUAGAGACUUGUUCGACUGUUGCGUCGGCGCUGCCUACUGGUGUAAUGCCAGAGUCGGUGAUGCCGCUUCGCGCCAGCCAAUACCGCCUGGUAGAAGGCCAGCGCCCGCAAUCUUACCACAUCCGCCUGGGCUAUCGCAUCCAGCAGCUAUCCGGCGCGCAAAUUAUGGAGAGGUUACAGAUUCUGGUAUCCAAGACACCAUUGCUCCGGUCCCUCCUGGUCAAGGAAGCAGCCGCAAGUUGGCAGCACGUCGUCUGUGGCGACAGUCUUGCCAGCAACCUCUUGCACAAGCGGGAUGCUCCGACGGAAGACGAGGCCAAACGCGGCCUCAUGCGGGAGUCUCUAUCCGCCCUGCAGCGUCCCUACGCGUUUCGCGCCGACCUCAUCCGCUGCCGCGACACCGACAGCCACGUUCUCGUCCUGCACUUCAACCACGCCAUCGUCGACGCCCUCUCUCUCUGGUCCACGCUGCGAAACCUCGACGACCUCCUACGGGACCCCGCCGCCCAGCUACCUGACGCGGUCCCGUACCGCCUCUGGGCCGAUCUGUGGCAGCAGAACCGCCGCAACGAGCUCGCGCGCGCCGCCGUCGCCCAUCUCGCAGGCCGUCUCCGCGGCAUCUCGCGCUUCCCGGGGGCUCUGUGGCCGCCGCAGCGCUCCGCCGGGUGGAUGGUCGGCGACGACAGCGGCGCGGCGUCGCAGCUCGUCGCCGCACGCACCACUGGCCGGGACGCGGUAUGGAACGGUGGCGGCGGCGGCAGCAGCAGUGCAUCGCCGUGGGCCGCCGACGAGUUUCGGUUCCCGCGACGCGGACGCAUCGUGCGGCUGCCGCACCUUUCCGCGCUGCGUGCCGCGCACGGCAUCGCGCCCGAGGUGCUGGCGCGGUGCGCGCUCGUGCUGCUCAACGUGGCGCAGACGCGCGCGCCGUACGCCGUCUUCGCGAGCUGGGAGGCGGCGCGCGCCUGGCCGUUUGUGCCCGCGUGGAUGCAGGCGCACCUCCCGCCGGCCAUGGCCGUCGACGGACCGACGACGCAGUGGCGGCUCAACAUGUACGCCGCGCCCGCGGCGGCGAGCGAGACGGUGCUGGCGUUUCUUCAGCGCAUGAGAGAUGACGAGGCCGCGCUCGCCGAGCACGGCCACGCCCCGUGGGACGACGUCAAGGCCGCGCUGGGCGACGACGAGGCCGGCGUCGCGGAGGACGCCUCAUUCCGGCAGGGCUUCGUGUGGGACAUGACGCUGGGCAUGUCGGCGCAGAGCAGCAGGCGUCACACAAGCUACAGCAUCUUGGAGCCCAUCAGUCGUCACGACUGGCCAGACUGUGGAAUCUUCUGGAACGCAUUCAUGGUUGAUCAGGAAAACAUGUACUUCAUUGCCUCGUGGGACACUGCGCAGUUGAACGGCGACGAGGUCGACGGCUAUUGUGAUUGUCUGGCCGAGAUGUUGAGGCAGCUGGCGAACACGAGCAACUGGAAUCGCCUGUUGAGGGAUGUGUUACCCCUCCUGUAA
Messenger RNA from Cordyceps militaris CM01, 3579 nucleotides. RefSeq names its product AMP-binding enzyme family protein. Lineage: Eukaryota; Fungi; Ascomycota; Sordariomycetes; Hypocreales; Cordycipitaceae. Gene Ontology annotation, molecular function: medium-chain fatty acid-CoA ligase activity. Gene Ontology annotation, biological process: fatty acid metabolic process. The transcript is spliced from 2 exons. The record is from RefSeq and is a predicted model, not a curated record. Bases 1 to 3579 code for a protein of 1192 amino acids.